Cooperia oncophora is the source of this 210-nucleotide messenger RNA. The record is from the annotation of a GenBank genome assembly. NCBI's taxonomy places the organism in Eukaryota, Metazoa, Nematoda, Chromadorea, Rhabditida, Trichostrongylidae.
GUGCGCGUACUCGGCAACAUUCAUCGGCAUACUGUUCAAUGUGUGCUUAUGAUCAAUAUGUUCAAUGAGAAGAUAUUCUUAUUUUUAUGGGCGAGUGGCCGUAACUUAGCAAUGUCGCAAAUCCGCAUGGUCGCCGUGCGGCCAGGGGCUACAUGUCGCAAAGGAGGAGACGUGCGGCGAAGCAGCUGGGCGAUCCGACUGGUUGAGUAA